This is a messenger RNA of Argiope bruennichi, 5029 nucleotides long. Its product is annotated as metabotropic glutamate receptor 3-like. The coding region runs from base 143 to 3043 and encodes 966 amino acids. Gene Ontology annotation, biological process: regulation of synaptic transmission, glutamatergic; G protein-coupled glutamate receptor signaling pathway. The transcript is spliced from 13 exons. NCBI's taxonomy places the organism in Eukaryota, Metazoa, Arthropoda, Arachnida, Araneae, Araneidae. Gene Ontology annotation, molecular function: group II metabotropic glutamate receptor activity. The record is from RefSeq and is a predicted model, not a curated record. Gene Ontology annotation, cellular component: membrane.
CAACAAGUGUCAGUAGAAUCUUAACGAACCGAUCGCUCGGCAGUUGACUUUCCCCAUCUCUGCCUUUGGAUAAAAACGUUUGCGAAGACGCGGGAAUUUGAACAAAGCGUCGAAGUUCGUCGGUACUUCUCUUCUCCACGUCAUGUACGUGAGGGCGAUGCACUUGAGAAUGUUGUACCACGCCCUCCUGCCCCUGGUGACCGCCAUCAGCGCCAACCAGAACUGGCCCAUCCGCCGCAUGAGCAACGUCACCGGCGACAUCAUGCUGGGGGCCCUCUUCCCCAUACACGAGAGAGACAACAAGUACGAGUGCGGACGACUGCAGGACGAAGGCAUCCAUCAGCUGGAGGCCCUCCUCUUCACCAUCAAGAAGAUCAACGCCGACCCGAACCUGCUCCCGGGCAUCCGGCUGGGCGUGCUGGCGCUCGACAGCUGCGACUCGGCCACCUACGCCCUAGAACAGAGCCUGGACUUCAUCAAGGGCUUCAUUGCUCGCAACAAUGCGCACCACGAACGCCAGUUCCGCUGUUCGGACGGCACAGUUCCCACCUUCCGGGACGGAUCUUUCGAUAGGGUGAUGGGGGUAAUCGGUGGACAAUCCUCUUCUGUCUCCAUACAGCUCGCCAACCUGCUCAGACUCUUCAGGGUUCCACAGGUGAGCUAUCAGUCCACCAGCCCAACGCUCAGCAACAAAGAGAAGUACGAGUAUUUCUUCAGAACUGUUCCUUCAGAUGUGAACCAGGCAAAAGCGAUUGUGGAAAUACUCAAGGCUUUCCACUGGACGUACGUGUCGGUGGUAUACUCAGACACCGAUUACGGCAACAAGGGCUACGAGAAGUUGCAGGAGCUCGCUCCCAGGGAGAUCUGCUUCUCCAACCCGCAGAGCAUUAAUGUCGACCACUUCACCGACACCGACUACGACACCGUCAUACAGAACCUCAUGCACAAGACCAAUGCCAGAGUGGUCGUCGUGUUCUCUGAUAAACAAGUGGCUAAGAACGUGAUGGCGGCUGCAGCCCGUCGUCGGGCCAUCAACCGCUUCGUGUGGAUCGGCAGCGAAGCUUGGGGUGGAAGAAAGUAUGUGGUGGAGGGACACGAAGAGGUCGUGGAGGGAGCCAUCACUAUCUCGCCUCUUCUCAAGCCUCUGGCAGGAUUCGACGAGUACUUCAAAUCGCUCACACCCGAGAAUAAUGCCGAGAGCAACCCGUGGUUUCCUGAAUAUUGGGAGGAGCACUUCAGCUGCAAGUUGCAGGACUUUUACGUGACUCCGUACAACCAAAAAUUCCACAAGUGGUGCCAGGAAAUGACUGACCCCAAGAUCUCGGAGUCGAACGGCUACCGCCAGAUGCCCGCUUUGCAUUUCGUGCGGGAUGCUGCCUACGCUUUCGCACACGCCCUCUCCAAUGUCCACAAGGCUCUGUGCGGGGGGAAGCCAGGGCUCUGUGAAGCGAUGGCCUCGAUGGACGGACGGAUACUCAAAGAGGCCAUGGAAAAGGUACACUUCAAAGAUGAAAGUGAGAAGACGUUCCGCUUCCUACCGAGCGGUGACGCACCCCCCAGAUACAGCAUUAUCAAUUUCCAGAAGAAGAGUGAUUCCAACGAAUACGUUUGGAGACCUGUUGGAACGUACGCAUUGGCCGAGAUGGGACUUCCUCACCUGGAUCUGGACAAGAACGCCCUCCGUUUCAAACAUCUCGAAAUGGAAUUCCCUCGUUCCUUCUGUAGUGCUCCUUGUCACCUCGGCCAGGCGAAGUUGCAACUCGAAGGAGAUACAUGUUGCUGGCUGUGCACUAACUGCUCAGCAUAUCAGUACCUUCCAGACCCGUUUCACUGCGAGGACUGUCCGCUCGGUACCUUACCCGCCCUUCCCCAUAAGACUCGCUGCGAUCCCAUUCCAGAGGCCUACCUCAGUUACAGCAGCCCCUGGGCUCUGGGCACCAUGACCUUCGCGGGCAUGGGCAUCUUGACCACGAUUGGGGUAGCCGUACAGUUCUGGAAAUUCCGGAACACCCCCGUGAUUAAAGCUUCUGGCAGAGAGCUCAGUGGGCUGCUGCUCUUAGGUAUCUUCCUGUCGUUCAGUAUGACUUUUGUGAUCGUAGCCAAACCCGCGCCGUGCACUUGCGGCAUCACUCGCUUCUUUCUGGGGUUCUGUUACACGCUGUGCUACGCCGCCAUCGUCACCAAAACGAACCGCAUCGCUCGCAUCUUCAACCACCGUCGACAAAAGCCCUGUCAGAAGCCUCGCUAUACCAGCCCCAAAUCCCAGCUGAUCAUCACAGCCCUCCUCGUCUCCAUAGAAGGUAUUAUCAACACAACGUGGCUGCUGUACGACCGUCCCGCAGUGACGUACAUGUACCCCACAAGAGAAGAGAACGUGCUCAUCUGUCUGGGUUCGGACACUGCCUCGUACCUGGUAGGGCUCAUCUACCCUUUCGUCCUCAUCGGCUUCUGCACAGUGUACGCCUUCAAGACGCGGAAAUGCCCGGAUGGAUUCAAUGAGGCUAGGUACCUGACUUUUACCAACUACACGACGUGCGUCAUCUGGCUGGCCUUCCUCCCUCUCUUUGUGCUGAGCACCAGCAACACCAUUCGCUCCGUCACCCUCAGUUCGCUGCUGAGCCUGAGUGGCGCCGUGCAGCUCGCCUGCCUCUUCAUGCCUAAGGUGUACAUUGCCGUCUUCAAGCCGGAGAAAAACACGAAGGAUGCCGUCAUGUGCCCUCACAACAGAAACUCUUCUUGCUUGGCGCUGCCCGCGGCGGGCCUCUAUCAGGCGCCACCCUCCAACCUGCUCAAUGGAGGUUGCAAGGACAACUAUAGAAACAGCAUGUGCUCCUCGGCUUCUCCCUCUUCCUUGCGCAACACCAAGUUUCCCAGCAAUAAGCACAACUCAGACCAUAAUGUGUGCUACUCACAAGGCCCCGAACACCACUCCAAAAACUCGUGCCCGGCGAGGCCAGAAAAUAUCACGAUGAACGAAACUCCGUUGGCUCCCAACUGCAAGCACCAAGCAUACCCCAAUCUGGACCAGCACAUGACCUUGUGACAGUCAUCCGCCUAAAGUGUGUGUCCGGGCCGCGAAGGAUGCCCUAAAGGAUCGGCCGAACUUCAGGGAUGAAUUACCUUCCCAUUUCUUAGUAUUCAGAUUUUUUAUGAUCUCAAGUCGUCUGGUGAAAGAAGCUGUGCCAUAUUCCAAGCAGUACGAAGUCGCUGUAUUUACAUUUAUACUGAAUGUGAACUGAAAAUUCUUCAUAAAAACAACCGCCAAAUGACGAAGUCUAUGUUGCUGCAUUUAACCGACUCAAGAAGAAGUGGGGAAUAUAAUGGUUCUACUAUAGUUAGGACUUCAUGUAAUAUACAUCUUGUUUAGUUUUUGUGUCAUUAAGGAUUGAUUUUAAAUGCCCCAUAUUAAUUUUGACCCACUUCCCUGAGCCAUGUUACUACUAAAACUACUGAUAGAAUUCUGUGAGAAAUGAACGAUAAAAGACUUAGCUAACUAUAAAAUAUUUAACGCCAAAAGACUUUAGAAGUUAGUAAACUUCUACAGUCUUAGUUUUAUUUACUUCGAUAGUUAGUAAACAAUACAAGUUCAUUAGAUUUUCAUUAUCAAUUCCGUUUUCCAAUAUUUACAUUUAUUAUAUUGACUGAAGGAAGAAAAAACUCAAAGCUAUUCGAUUAAUUAGUGUUGGGAUAAGGUACUUUAUAAGUACUGUCUUUCUCAUUGGAACUAUAAGCCUGAAUAUACUGAAGUCGCAAAAUUUAGAAAUAUCUGACUUCUAAUGACGGUAUGACGGUGAUGCUGCUCUUAUGACAAAACAUGAGUUUCAAAUCAUUCUGCUGUUCAUCAGCUAUUAUCGUAAUUCUUCAGAUAAUCCGUCUUCAUCUUGAGGUCACUUUUAAGGUAAAACAAGAUCUUCAAUUGAAGAAAACACAUAAAAACGCGCAAGCUAAAAAUGCUCAAACUGUCUUACUACUGAUGCCUCACAUCAUCUAGCAUGUGCAGGAUUAUUCAGAAUAGCUGUUUGAAAUGUAUUGGAAAUACUUUUAGCACAAGAUGCUCUACAAUGUUACACAGCAUUCCAGAUACUACACCAAAUCAUAAACUAUCCUACAUAUUUUGUGCUAACUGGAAAGUCAGGCUUAUCUGUUUGUGCAGGAAACUUAUAACAAUAGAAACGUUGCGCCGAUAGAAAGAAGAACCGUUGUGAUAGCGAAGUAGUGAAAAGAGAACACUUUGUUCUCCUCAGAGGAAAUUCUUAAAACACUUUUCCCUAGGAUUUCUGAUAGGUUUUCCCUCCAUUCGUAUUAUCAGUAGGUAGAAACCAAACCAUGAAUUACCUCAAUGCAGUCAAAAUGGAAUCGUGCAGUAGCACUUUCUUAUUUGCUCGUGGGUUUUCAAAUACGCAUGUUUAUAUAACAACUAAAUUGGAAAAGCAAUUUGCACUGUAUCCUAUUAUUUCAAUAUCAUAAUACAUUCGCAAAACAUCACAUCCCCUGCAAUACGAAAUAUGUGUCAUAUAUGUGGCUUUACAAAUUAAAUUGCAUAAAAAGGAUACAUUGAAAAAAAAUUGUUUCUAAAAAAGAUAUUUAUUAUAUAAUCUAAAACUAAAAGGGACAUGAAAUGGAAGAAGUGAAAAAUUUUACACAAAUGCUAUUAUUCAAAAGAAAUGCAUUUACAACGUAUCUGUGAAUAUGCGGGUUUAACCCUAUGAGCCCUGACUGCCCGAUAUCAACCCGCUCGACAGGGGCCUGGCUCAGGUGCUUUGGGGCGGUUAAAUGAAUUCAAAUGAAUUUAAAUGAGCACUCGUCUAGAAACACCUUUCACCCCUUAAACUUUUAACCGACUCAAAAUGCCCGAGUCAGUCCCCUGUUGAACGGGGCGUUAUCGGGCGGUCAGGGCUCAUAGGGUUAAUCUGAUGUAUGUUUAGCAAUCUGUGGAAAAAAGUGUUGACCUAUUUAUAUUCCAUGAAUGUGUACUGAUGACGAGUAGUAAAUCUAGUCUUAUGCAUGUGAUUUGUGCAAUCUGUGUAAA